Molecule: messenger RNA, 1359 nt
Organism: Pyrenophora tritici-repentis Pt-1C-BFP
Lineage: Eukaryota; Fungi; Ascomycota; Dothideomycetes; Pleosporales; Pleosporaceae
Product: Sulfide:quinone oxidoreductase, mitochondrial precursor
Cellular component (GO): mitochondrion
Molecular function (GO): FAD binding; sulfide:quinone oxidoreductase activity
Source: RefSeq, a predicted model, not a curated record
AUGUCCGUAUUAGCUCGUAGUCGCGGUCCGCAGCUGGCAGGCACCUGCGCAAACAUCACGCCACGCAUGUUGCAACACUCAAGACGUGGCCUUGCGACCGUAUCGCCUGUCUCUACCGCAACUCGGAACCACAAAAUUGUGGUAAUUGGCAGCGGAUCAGCAGGAAUAUCACUCUCCCAUCAACUGUUGCGCAAAGGCAAUUUCAAACAAGACGAUAUCGCCAUCAUCGACCCUGCCCAAUGGCACCAUUAUCAACCUGGCUGGACCUUGGUUGGCGGUGGGCUUAAAAAGAAGGAGGACCUCCGCCGUCCGAUGGCAGAGUUGAUGCAUCCGAGCUUCAAGUUCUACAACACUUCUGUCAGCAACUUUUCACCUGAACAAAACUCCGUUACGACAGGCUCUGGGGAGAAGAUAUCAUAUGAACAGCUUGUGGUGGUGCCUGGCAUUACACUGGAUUACGGUAGUGUCAAAGGACUGAAGAAGGCAUUGGAAGAGAAGGACGCCAUGGUGAGCAGUAUCUAUGACUAUGCAUACUGCGACAAAGCAUACGAGAAUGUGAAGAAGUUCAAAAACGGAGACGCCGUAUUCACACAACCAGCUGGUGUAGUCAAGUGCGCAGGCGCGCCACAAAAGAUCAUGUGGCUUGCGCUAGACUACUGGAAGAAUGCCGGCCUGUACAAGACUGAUGCUUCAUCACCAAUCAAGAUUGCCUUCGCCACAGGUCUACCAACCAUGUUCGGAGUGCCUAAGUAUGCGGAAGCCCUAGAGAAACUCCGUGUAGAGCGUGGUGUAGAAGGUCUUUUCCAACACGACCUCGUCUCUAUCGACGGCAACACUGCAACUUUCAAUGUCCCGAACCAGAGUCCCGUCAAAAAGCACUUUGACUUCCUACACGUCGCACCAAAGAAUGUACCUUGGGAUUUCGUAAAAAAGAGCGCCCUCGCAAACGAAGCCGGCUACGUCUCUGUCUCGGACUCAACCACUCAGCACACCAAGUACCCCAACGUAUGGUCCAUCGGCGAUGCUUCAUCACUUCCUACCUCAAAAACCGUUGCCGCCAUCACAGCUGAAGCUCCAGUCCUCGUAUCAAACCUACUUUCCGCCAUGGCCAACAAGCCACUCGAAGCAAGCUAUGAUGGUUACACCAGCUGCCCGUUGUUGACUGGCCAGAAGGAGGUCUUGCUGGCGGAGUUCAAGUAUGGAGGUGUGCCCAAGGAGACGUUCAACCGCAUUCUAGGUAUAGAUCAGGGUGUCCCGAGGAAAGCAUUUUAUUGGCUUAAGAAAGACUUUUUCCCUUGGGUAUAUGGGAAGUAUCAUGUCAAAGGAGAGUGGGCAGGGCCAAAGGGAUUGGCUAGGUGA